Fusarium subglutinans is the source of this 1455-nucleotide messenger RNA. RefSeq names its product serine hydroxymethyltransferase cytosolic. The transcript has 4 exons. Bases 1 to 1455 code for a protein of 484 amino acids. Lineage: Eukaryota; Fungi; Ascomycota; Sordariomycetes; Hypocreales; Nectriaceae. Gene Ontology annotation, molecular function: pyridoxal phosphate binding; serine binding; cobalt ion binding. Gene Ontology annotation, cellular component: cytoplasm. Gene Ontology annotation, biological process: folic acid metabolic process; L-serine catabolic process; tetrahydrofolate interconversion. The record is from RefSeq and is a predicted model, not a curated record.
AUGUCUCCUACAAACGCCGAGUACGCGCUCUCUCAGUCGCACAAGGAGAUGCUUGAGAAGUCUCUCCUCGACUCCGACCCUGAGGUCGCCUCCAUCAUGAAGGAUGAGAUCAAGCGUCAGCGCGAGUCCAUUAUCCUCAUCGCCUCCGAGAACAUCACCUCCCGCGCUGUCUUCGAUGCUCUUGGUUCCCCCAUGUCGAACAAGUAUUCUGAGGGUUACCCCGGUGCUCGUUACUAUGGUGGCAACCAGCACAUCGACCAGAUCGAGCGUCUUUGCCAGCAGCGUGCUCUUGAGGCUUUCCACCUCGACUCCGAGAAGUGGGGUGUCAACGUCCAGUGCCUUUCUGGAUCCCCUGCCAACCUUCAGGUCUACCAGGCUAUCAUGCCUGUCCACGGCCGUCUCAUGGGUCUCGACCUUCCCCACGGUGGCCAUCUAAGCCACGGUUACCAGACCCCUCAGAAGAAGAUCUCUGCUAUUUCUACCUACUUUGAGACCAUGCCUUACCGUGUCGACCUUGACACCGGCAUCAUUGACUAUGAUACUCUCCAGAAGAACGCCAUCCUUUUCCGCCCCAAGGUCCUUGUUGCCGGUACCUCUGCUUACUGUCGUCUCAUUGACUACGAGCGCAUGCGCAAGAUCGCCGACUCCGUUGGUGCCUACCUUGUUGUCGAUAUGGCUCACAUCUCCGGUCUCAUUGCUGCCGAAGUCAUCCCAACUCCCUUCAAGUACGCCGAUAUUGUUACAACCACUACCCACAAGUCUCUCCGUGGUCCCCGUGGUGCCAUGAUCUUCUUCCGCAAGGGUGUCCGCUCCGUCGAUGCCAAGACUGGCAAGGAGACUCUCUACGACCUCGAGAACCCUAUCAACUUCUCCGUCUUCCCCGGUCACCAGGGCGGCCCUCACAACCAUACCAUCACUGCUCUGGCUGUUGCCCUGAAGCAGGCUGCCAGCCCUGACUUCAAGUCCUACCAGGAGAAGGUUAUUUCUAACGCCAAGACCCUGGAGAACACUUUCAAGACUCUCGGCCACAAGCUCGUGUCUGACGGCACUGACAGCCACAUGGUCCUCGUCGACCUUCGCCAGCAUAACCUGGACGGUGCCCGUGUUGAGGCCGUCCUUGAGCAAAUCAACAUUGCUUGCAACAAGAACUCCAUCCCCGGUGACAAGUCCGCUCUCACCCCUUGCGGUAUCCGUAUUGGUACCCCCGCCAUGACUUCUCGUGGCUUCGGAGAGAAGGAGUUUGAGCGUGUCGGCAAGUACAUCGAUGAGGCCAUCAAGAUCUGCAAGGAGGAGCAGGCUGCUCUCCCCAAGGAGGCCAACAAGCUCAAGGACUUCAAGGCUCGCGUCGCCAGCGGUGAGGUCCAGAAGAUCAACGACCUCAAGAAGGAGAUUGCCUCUUGGUGCAACGAUUUCCCUCUCCCCGUUGAGGGCUGGCGUCUGGAUGCCGGCAUCUAA